AUGAUAGCACUGGUUGCAUGGGUUGCUUGGCUAGGCCUGGCGCAGGGCUUCUACCUGCCGGGAUCUGCGCCGACCACAUACCGGCGCGGGGACGCCAUUCCGCUGCUGGUGAACCACAUCACGCCGACGGUGUUUUCCGACGACAGGGCAGGAACAGACGGCCAGCGCGACAAGGAGCGGUAUCUGUAUGCAUAUGAUUACUACUAUCCCCGCCUACACAUGUGCCGGCCGGACAAGAUUGAGAAGGUUUCUGAGUCGCUCGGGUCCAUCAUAUUCGGUGACAGGCUGCACAACUCGCCGUUCGAGUUGAAGAUGCUAGAGGAGAAGAGUUGCGUGGCGCUGUGCGAGAAGACGGUGCCGGCGGAGGAUGCGAAGUUCAUCAACCAGUUGAUCCGGAGCGGCUUCUUCCACAAUUGGCUGGUCGACGGGCUGCCAGCGGGAAGGGAGAUGCAUGACGCACGGACCAACACGGUUUUUUACGGGACGGGCUUCGAGCUGGGCAGGGUUAUCCGGGGCACGGAAGACCGAAAUCAGGAGGAGCCGGGGGAGAUUGAACUACAGACGCGGCGGGUGCUGCAGCCGGGAGAGUCUGUAGUAGCUGUGCCGUACUUCAUAAACCACUUCGAGAUCACCGUGGAUUACCACAAACGCGCCGAGGACGAGUUGCGGGUGGUGGGUGUGUCGGUGCUUCCUCGAUCGCUACAGAACCCCGUGGGCGACAAAUGUGCCAAUUCGGGCAAUGGCUUGGUGCUAAGCGAGACUGCAGACACCAAGGUGACGUUCACGUACAGUGUGCGUUUCCACGAGAGCGACGUUUCGUGGGCGACACGGUGGGGCAAGUAUCUCCAUGUGUACGAUCCGAAGGUGCAGUGGUAUUCGCUGAUCAACUUCAGCUUGGUGGUACUGUUGUUGUCGUCGAUAAUGGUGCAUUCGCUGUUCCGCGCGUUGAAGACGGAUCUCGACCGGUAUAAUGACUUCAACUUAGACAACGAAUUCCAGGAAGACUAUGGGUGGAAGCUGCUGCAUAGUGACGUGUUCCGGUCCCCGUCAAAGACGCUGUUGCUCUCUGUGUUCGUCGGUUCCGGAGGGCAGCUGUUCCUGAUGAGCGCAUGUACACUGUUCAUUGCCAUGCUUGGGUUCCUAUCUCCAAGCUCCAGGGGCUCGCUUGGGACGAUCAUGUUUGUCCUUUACGCGAUCUUCGGCGGUUUCGGUUCCUAUCUAUCCAUGUCCACGUACAAAAUGUUCGGUGGUGAGAAGUGGAAGGUGAACAUGGUAUUGACGCCUUUGUUGGUGCCGGGAAUUAUAUUUGCGACAAUGCUCCUGAUGAACUUCUUCCUUGUAAUGGUGCAAUCGUCUGGUGCUAUGCCAUUCGGGACGAUGUUGGCGAUAGUUGUUCUGUGGUUCGUGCUCUCAAUACCAAUUUCUAUCAUGGGCUCUCUAUUUGCACGCAAGAAGAAUACCUGGGACCAGCAUCCAACUAAAACGAGCCAAAUUGCGAAGCAGAUUCCUCCGCAGCCGUGGUACCUGAGAACCUGGCCUGCCGCAUAUAUCGCAGGUCUCUUCCCCUUCGGCGCCAUCGCUGUUGAGCUUUAUUUCAUAUACACGUCGAUAUGGUUUAACACCAUGUUCUACAUGUUCGGCUUCCUCUUCUUUACCUUUUUGUUACUGACUCUGACGACUGCCCUGGUUACCAUUUUAUUGACGUACUACUCACUGUGUAUGGAAAAUUGGAGCUGGCAAUGGCGGUCUUUCAUCAUUGGGGGUAUUGGUUGCUCCACAUACGUCUUUAUCAAUUCCAUCCUGUUCACCAAAUUCAGACUGGGCGGCUUUGUAACUAUUGUCCUGUACGUUGGCUAUUCGUUACUCAUCAGUUUCCUUUUCUGCCUUGUCACUGGUACCAUUGGCUUCGUAAGCAGUCUGUGGUUUGUGAGGAAAAUCUACUCUAGCAUUAAGGUUGACUAA
Eremothecium gossypii ATCC 10895 is the source of this 1962-nucleotide messenger RNA. RefSeq names its product Tmn2p (gene TMN2). Gene Ontology annotation, cellular component: endosome; fungal-type vacuole membrane. The coding region runs from base 1 to 1962 and encodes 653 amino acids. The transcript has a single exon. Gene Ontology annotation, biological process: vacuolar transport; protein localization to membrane. The record is from RefSeq and is marked provisional. NCBI's taxonomy places the organism in Eukaryota, Fungi, Ascomycota, Saccharomycetes, Saccharomycetales, Saccharomycetaceae.